AGAUCUGACAGACGCCAGACACCAACCGCCAUCACAAAAAACGGAGACCAUAACAAUACCUCACCAUUUUUGUGGUGACAUGAUAAUGCCCAAUAGCGUAAUACUAGUUUGUUUCCUGAAUUGACCAAUUUAUGUGAAGGGAAGCAGAUACGGGCCUUAUUCUUUGGGCCUUGGGGCCAACAAAACGCGCUUCCAAAGGCAGCAUGCUUCAGCAAAACAAAGGACUUGACUUCCAAAAAGUUCCUCAUAUUCCACCACUACCACCAAUUUAUGCUCCGUCGCGCAAAACGCUUACCGAACCCCUACGUAUAGAAGCUUCACACAAUAAUUCAGCUGACAUAUUGGGUAGAACAACUGGCAAUUAUUACCCGACGUCUACUGAUGUAAGGGGACAAAACCAAAGGUUCCUAGAUGCCAACAAGUUCACUGAUACGAAUAUCAUCCAUGGAUAUAGCAAUCAAGAAACGCAAUUUAGCCAGAAUGGAUUGUCUGAAGUCAAUGUACACGAAUUGCCAAGUGGAACUGUUGUUAAAUCUGAGAUCCAUUGUGAUCACACUGUUAACUGCGAUAAUGACGAUGGUUCGUCAUUGUGCAACCCAUUGAGAUCAAUUCACCCAGAAGCUAAUACCGCGACAGGCAGUCUUGAACUAGAAGGCAAGAUGGUUGACACAGCUAUAGAAAACGUUCUAAGUCUUCCACAAGUUGUGUCUGAAGUAGCGUCCAUGCAGAAAGAUCAAACUGAUGAAGUUCAACGCCAGACUGACAUAUUGGAACAAUUGGAGAAAAAACUAGCAGAGGAGUCAGCCCUGAAAGAGGAUGUCAUCAAAGAAAUACAGAGUAUAGUUAAGAAGACUUGUAUGGUUGAGGGAGAAGUAACGCUAACCAGAAAGGCAUGCAAAAUCACACAAACAGAAUUAGAUGAGAUAGUUGACAAAAUAGAGGACACCAAAUAUGAAACAAGACUCAAGACAAUUUGUUUAGAUUCGAACGCCAGACUGUUCAACAUAUACAAAAUGAAAAUGGAAGAGUAUAAGAAGAAGGUUAACUUGGCUGAGGAACAACAUGAAAUCCACAAGAAGGUGAAAUUACAGCAAGAAAAGAUCCAUUCCCUGCAACAAAAAAAAAGGUCUAUAGAGGGGAACCCAUUGGAGACUAGUCUUAUUCUGUCUGGAGGGAAGGAACGUGCCUUGCAGUCAGAAAUAACAGCCCUCACGAAAGAACAUAAACGAUUGGAGAAACUUGUUGAUCAGAAGAAAGACCAGAUAGAGAAAGAGAAAGGAAAACAGUGGAAGACAAAGCAAGAUACGGAUGUUCUUCAUAAGAGGAAUGCAGCGCAACUAACACGACUGAAACGUCAAGUAAAUGAACUGACGUCAAGAAAACGUCAAUGGAACGAGCAGGCAUCACAGCUGGAACAUGAUAUUGCCAAAAUCAAAGAAACAUUCGGACAUGACUAACAUGUAAAUAGUACAUCAUAUGAGCCUGUUAUCAUGGUUGAACUAGUGGAUAUUUCAACUGUUCCAACUGAAAGGUUUGACAGAGAAUACGUGAGUGAUAAUAUCACCUUCCAAAUCAUGAAGAUAUUUACUGUUAUCAGUAUCAUAUAAAUCGUCAUAGAUAUUGUUAAAAAUCUUGAUGGAGUUUUCUGUAACUAUUCUAUUAUCUUGGGUUAUUAAAUUUUCAUUUGAUAAAAGCAUUCAGUGUUUUUCGCAAUUGUUUUUCCAAUCCAUACUAACAUAACUACUUUCUGUUUAGGAGCAUCUGAUGACAUUGCUAUCUCUCAUAUAUCGUCUCCGCUUUCAUUUUGCGGUCGAUUGGGUAAAUCGAUAAUUUUUGCUUUUAAGUUAUAAACCCUAGUGGUAAGGCAAAGAACUGCAUAUUCUGUGAAAAUUUAAAUUCAAUAUAAUGAAUAAAAAACGGCAUCGUUCGAUGAGGUCAUGGUGGUUCCUUAUAUUUUGAUGACGAUUUCUUCAAAACGAGGAAAAAGUAGGAGCCGCGACCAAUGGUUUAAAGUACCAGUAUGGACCCCAUAAAAUGGACAUAGCCAUUAGCUAUAGUUAGUUCAUUUUCAUUUUUCAUAAAACCGGACAGACGGACGAGUUUGUGGUUUUUAACAUAUAAUUUAUUUCCUUCAUAAUAAAAAAAUACACAAAAUAUCUACUACCAAUCGCCAUAAGCAUUCUAGGUAGUUUAAAUUACAAUAGAGGAUUAAUUUCAGUAAUCAUAGAUGGUUAUUGGUAAUGUGAGAGGUUGGGA
This is a messenger RNA of Owenia fusiformis, 2256 nucleotides long. NCBI's taxonomy places the organism in Eukaryota, Metazoa, Annelida, Polychaeta, Sabellida, Oweniidae. The record is from the annotation of a GenBank genome assembly.